UUGGAUCCUCACUGGACUCGGGCUCUGUGACGUCUCCUCUCGGAUCCGCUUCUCCUUCGUCGUCCGGCUCCGUUCGGCCCCUGAGUCUCCGGUGGACACGAUGAGCUCCAGCGGGGACGUGUCCCGGAGGAAGGACGCGAUGCAGGCCAGCGGGGACCUGUCCCGGAGGAACCCGCAGGAGGACUUCGAGCUGAUCCAGCGGAUCGGAAGCGGCACGUACGGAGAUGUGUACAAGGCUCGCAAUGUAAACACAGGGGAGCUGGCUGCUAUCAAAGUCAUCAAACUGGAACCGGGUGAGGACUUUGCUGUCGUCCAGCAGGAGAUUAUUAUGAUGAAAGACUGUAAACACUCCAACAUUGUUGCCUAUUUUGGAAGUUAUCUCCGGAGAGAUAAGUUAUGGAUCAGUAUGGAGUACUGUGGAGGAGGUUCUCUACAGGACAUAUAUCAUGUCACUGGGCCUCUGUCCGAGUCACAGAUCGCCUACAUGUCACGUGAGACCCUGCAGGGUUUGUACUAUCUACACAACAAAGGCAAAAUGCACAGAGACAUCAAGGGAGCCAACAUCCUCCUGACAGACAACGGCUACGUGAAACUAGCUGACUUUGGUGUAUCGGCCCAGAUCACAGCAACCCUCGCCAAGAGGAAGUCAUUCAUUGGAACUCCUUAUUGGAUGGCUCCAGAGGUCGCAGCAGUGGAGAGGAAAGGAGGCUACAACCAGCUCUGUGAUAUCUGGGCUGUGGGCAUCACUGCAAUCGAGUUGGCCGAGCUACAGCCCCCCAUGUUCGACCUGCACCCCAUGAGGGCUCUGUUCCUAAUGACCAAGAGCAACUUCCAGCCUCCCAAGUUGAAAGAUAAACCCCACUGGACAAAUAUCUUCCACCACUUUGUCAAACUUGCUCUGACCAAGAACCCAAAGAAGAGGCCCACAGCUGAGAAGCUGCUGCAGCACCCGUUUGUGUCCCAGCCGCUCAGCAGGACGCUGGCCAUCGAGCUGCUGGACAAAUCCAACAACCCCGACCACAGCACCUUCAACGACUUCGACGACGAGGACCCCGAACCCGAGUCCCCGGUCUCUGUUCCUCAUCGUAUUCGUUCCACCAGCAGGAGCACAAGGGAGGGGAAGACGUUGUCUGAGAUUAACUUCGGUCAGGUGAAGUUUGAUCCUCCGUUGAGAAAAGAGACGGAGCCGCACCACGAGCCGUGUGAAUCUGAGCCCUAUCUGGACUGUGUUGAGGAGCUCUACUAUACCGCGAGAUCUAAUCUGGACUUGCAGCUGGACUAUGGGCAUGAUUCACCGAGUCUACUGGGAGGAAACAAGAGUCUCCUCAAAUCUGUGGAGGAAGAGCUCAAGCAGAGGGGCCAUGUGGCACACUUAGGGGAUGAUGAUGAGGAGGAGGAGGAUGAUGGUGCAGAUGAUGAUGAAACUCACACUCAUAAAUCGAGCACCAUCAUGAGGCCGAAGGUUCCCCCCCCGCUGCCGCCCAAGCCCAAGUCCCUGUGCUCGUCCGUGCAGCAGCAGCAGCUCAAACAGGACGACAGCCAAUCCCACAGUGAGGAUGACAGCGGAGGGGGGGGGACCAUCAAACGCUGUCCCGUCCCGCCGCCGACGGCGAGCCCGGCCAAGCCCGCCUCCAACGUCCCGCCGCGGCCCCCGCCCCCGAAGCUGCCGCCCCACCGCCGCAGCAGCCUAGGUAACGAGAGUCCAAAGCGCACGGACGGCGAAAGCUCCGCCCCCGACGAUGACGGGAGCUUUAGGCAUUUCUGGGAGUGGCUCCACACGCCUCACACAGAUGAGGAGCUGGAGGAGGCGUGGGAGGUGCUGAAGGAAGUGAAAGAGGAGGAGGAGAAAAAGGAGGAGAAGGAAGCGAGUAACGGGCUGAACUCUCCACACAACGGAGAGAAGGACAGUCCGGCCGAGAGACAGUCCACCAUGCCCCCUAGUGUCCCCGUGCGGAAGGACAAGAAGGAUGUGGCGACGCCGAUCAGCAACGGUCUCCCACCGACACCUAAAGUCCAUAUGGGCGCGUGUUUCUCCAAGGUGUUCAACGGGUGUCCUCUGAAAGUCCACUGUGCCACUUCAUGGAUCAACCCAGACACCAGAGACCAGUAUUUGAUAUUUGGAGCUGAGGAGGGGAUCUACACAUUAAACCUUAACGAGCUGCAUGAGACCACCAUGGCACAGCUCUUCCCACGAAGGUGUACCUGGUUAUACGUCAUGAACAAUUGUCUUCUCUCCAUAUCUGGCAAAGCGUCCCAGCUGUACUCUCACACGCUGAGCGGGCUGUUCGAACAGGCCCGGCAGUUACAGAAGUUACCUGUGGCCAUUCCCACACACCGGCUGCCUGACAAGAUGAUUCCCAGGAAGUUUUCGGUGUCCAAUAAAAUUCCAGACACUAAAGGCUGCCAGAAGUGCUGCGUAGUGCGAAACCCGUACACAGGCCACAAGUAUCUGUGUGGAGCCUUCCAGUCCAGUGUCAUGCUGCUGGAGUGGGUGGAGUCCAUGCAGAAGUUCAUGCUCAUCAAGAACAUCGACUUCCCGCUGCCGUGUCCCCUGGAGGUGUUUGAGAUGCUGGUGGUCCCGGAGCAGACCUACCCCCUGAUCUGCGUGGCCGUCAGCAAAGGCACCGAGCUCAGCCAGGUGGUCCGGUUCGGCACGGUCAACCCCAACUGCACCUCGUCCUGGUUCACAGAGGAAGACACACCACAGACGUGUGUGAUCCACGUCACUCAGCUGGAGAGGGACACCAUCCUGGUCUGCCUGGACAGAUGUAUAAAGAUAGUGAACCUGCAGGGCCGCUUGAAAUCCAGCAGAAAGCUUUCAGCCGAGCUGACGUUCAACUUCCAGAUUGAAGCAACAGUUUGUCUCCAAGACAGCGUCCUGGCGUUCUGGAGGCAUGGCAUGCAGGGGCGGAGCUUCAAGACCAACGAGAUCACCCAGGAGAUCUCGGACAGCACACGCAUCUUCAGACUCCUGGGAUCCGACAGGGUGGUGGUGCUGGAGAGCAGACCCACUGACAACCCGACAGCCCACAGCAACCUCUACAUCCUGGCCGGCCAUGAAAACAGCUACUGAGACACACUCGCACACACACACAAACACAAUGUCUACACAGCGCACCACUGAUGCCACCGGGAGACACACACUCAGUCCGACGACGCCAUCCCAGCGCCCCCCCCCCCCCCCCUGUGUCACUGGGAGACCAGCAGUUUGUGGGUGCACACGUGGAUUCCCACUCCGCAGUGUUUGCAUGUGUCUCAGUGUAGCAUGUUGUAGAAGGACGGCGGGUUGUGUGUUGGUUUGUGACGGAGCGAGGGCUGAAGCAGCUGCUCCGAGGUCAGCCGGGGUCCUGAUGACUGGGGGGGGGGGGGGCGACCUCAGUCCAGACUCCUGAUAGCAUCCCACCUCCCACUGCACCGCACACUGGGGAAACAGCGUCCAGCACAGGAGUUCAACACUACUUCUACUACUACUUCUACUUCUACACACAUUAGUACUACUACUACUACUUCUGCUACUCGCGCUACAGCUUCACGGAACAGCCAUCUUGCACAGAACACCCCCCCCCUCUCCUCCCUCGCUCCCUUCCUCCUUUUUUUUUUUUAAACUACACCUUUAUUUAUUGUGGCAUGAUGUAACUUUAACAACCAGGAUGGCUUUCCUGUUUUAUUACAUUUUUUUUUUUAAAGGAUAAAAAAAGAGAAAACGGACUAAAAAAAAGCUUUGCCACCUCUGCUAGAAUCAAACCCCAGUUCCACCUCCACACCACACAAGUGCUUAAUUGACCUCUAUUUAAUUGUUGUAAAUAUAAAUGUAGUAUUUUUUGACAGAGACAAACACUAAAAAGACUAAGGUCGUGUAGAUAGGUGUGUGUAUAGUUGCUCUGUACGACGUGGAGACAGAGAGACAGAGAGGCGUGGGGGUGUGACAGGGCAGUAAACUCACUUCCUGUUUCCCCGGUCACGUGACGAGGUGCAGGAACCCCCCCCCCCCCCGCGGUCUCCUCAGGUGGAGCGUUAGUCGUCUGAUGUUGUUCUAAUAACGAUCUGCCGCUCGGGAUCGGACCGAGGGAACAGGAAGCUGAUUGGUCCUUUCCAUCCCGCAUGCAUCCACUUCCUGUUCGCAGCACAGCGACUGAUUUCAGGUCAGCGGACGUUUGAGUUCUGUUCGUCUUCGUUUCUGUUUCCUGUCUCGACAUCAUCAUCUUCUUCUUUUUGUUUUUUUUAUUCUAUUUUAAUCAGAAAGCCUCAUUUCUUUCCUUUAAUGUUUUUUUUGUUUUUUUUUAUUGAACCACUGGUGUUAAGAUUUUGCACAGAGAAAAAAAUACGUAUUUGAUAAACAAAUGUGAUGUCAUUAUAUGACCUUGUUUGUAUGCACAGUGUGUGUGUGAGUGUGUAUAUGUGUGUGCAUAGACAUGUUAGUGCAUCGUCUUUAAGAUUCUGCCUGAAGCUCCUUCGACAAACUGGAUUUACACAGAAAGAUAAAUGGUUCAUAUUUAUACGGUAGAGUCGGUUUACAUGAAACAUAAUUAAUAAAGUAAAUUAAAGCCCAACAGUCGACUGAGGAAACCACAUUUAAAUUCACCAAUUAUUUCCUGGAAAUUGAUAUAAAAAUAUAACCUCCAUGGAUCUGCAGCAAUAUUUAAUAUUUCAAUUUUUUUCUUCCUUCCUUACACCACGUUAAUGUUAGAACUGUUUGUAACAAACUAAAGUACAGGAGUGGAAACAAACUCUUUGUCUCUAGCAAUAAUAGAAUCAUUUCAUAGAUUUCUCUGUAUUAACAGCAGCAGAAAACUCACAUUGGAUCAAACACAAAUGUAAAACCAGGAUAAUAACACAUGUUGAGUCCAGAUAAACCUGUGUGUGAGGUUUGAAGAUGAGACGACUUUUAGAUUUCUGUGUAAAUCUUUGUUUGCAGCGUCCUGAAGGAGACACGUGGUCGUUCACUAACAUCUUUACAAGCUGGGACACCAGAGGUUUCUCACCAGAUCAAAUAAGAAAACACUGAAAUCUCUCAGAGCUGUAACUGUCUGACUCCUCAGUCCUCAUGUGGAAGCACAGGUGUGAGCUGCAGGUGUGAACCAAUCAGAUGCUUCCGUCAGGUUAUCCACACAAGCACAGCAGUGACAUCACAGCAUCAAUGUGACACUAAGCACUGGUACAGUGAUACAGAUGUGAUGCUGGUCCCUGCUGGGUGAACUGCUCUGGUUGAUAGAAACAUGAAACUGGAACCGGGCUGAGACCCUGUGAACAGAAUCUGACUCCUGACGAAAAUCCUGCUUCCUGUGAAAUCUAGUGCUUUAACAUUUACACACAAACUAAUUCAAUGCUACACUAUGAAUCCUGUCGUAGACCGGAGAUGAAAACGAUGGAUUACAUCCAGCUAGAGUUCAGGUGACACUGCAGGCAUCACACCUGUGGUCCUGCACGCUGGUCCACUGGUCCACUUACUGAGCAGAUCCUCUCACUGGAUUCCAGAUUCAUUCUGUGUUGUUUUGAAUCACCUGUGCAUAAAAUAUGGAUCAUACAAGACGUUAGGACAACAUGCGAAACGGCCAAGGAGAGAACGUAGAGCAGAACUUCUCCUUCUUCCCUGGAGAAUGAAUCACAGCCUGUGUGUGGAGACCAUGUGUCUCCACUUCCUCCCGUUGUCUCCGGAUCUCGGACACAAGCGUCUCCAUCCUCGUCUGGAGUCUGCUCCGUUUCUCAAACUAAAGCCAAAUCGCUGAGCUCUCGGCACAGAGAUUUUCAUAAAAAAUGAGUAAACACGGACAUUUAUUGCCAUUAUUUAGAUUUGCCGUGAAAGUGAGUGACUCCCCAAGUCGAGUGGUUUAGCCACAAUCAUGCUAACACGUUAGCGUCAGAGCUGCAGCCAAGUUCCAUUCACACAAUAAGCUUCUUUUACAAAUGUCUUUGUUCAGCGUCAGAGAGAGAAUUCAGUUCAAUCGACUGAUUAUUCACUUUUAAUAUGAUUGAUUGAAAUAUCUUGAUUUUAGCAGCGUUUCCACUUUAUUGUACAUUAGGAAGAAAUUCAUCAAACUUUCCUUUUUACAUCAAGAUUCAUUUCAAAGAACAAACAGUUUCUGGAUUUUAUGUCAUUUUUAAUGUGAUGCCUAAAUAAGAUAUUAUAAUAUAAUAAUAAUUAGAUAAUCGUGCAAGAUGCUCUCGUUCACCGACAAAGUUAACGAGAGAUUAAAAACUCUAUCACAGCCGCUCAUAUAAAAUCGUUAAAGUUAUGUUUGUUUUUCUUCUGUGGGUUCAUUGAGUUUUUUAUUUUUGGGGAAUAACAAUGUGUGUCCGUGGGAUUGAAAGAUGCUUCAUGAUUUGAAUCUGUAAUCCUCUGAAGCAGCAGCCACUGUUUGUUGUUUCCUGAGCUCAGCUGCUCCCGGGUCAGAUCCCGUGUGGCGGUAAUUCAUCGGGGUCGUUUUGAGAUGACGUGGAAAUCAUGUUCUGGAUGAAACCUUUUAGCAUUAAUUCCAUAAACUCCACCUACAUGAAACCAAACACACAUGAGUUAUUUAAAAACCCAGUUUGAUCCGGGAUCCUCACACGUCUCCUCCGUUCGGUCGCUAUCACACCACCUUUGUCUUUUUGUUUUCAUAAUGCAAUGCACAUGUUAUGAAAUGUAUAUAGUGUAAAAUAAAAAUGGGUUUGUUUUACAUACUGUAUAAUUGCCUAUAUUUUGUUUCAGAAGUGUAACAGAUUUAUGAGAUGACAGGUUAACACAUUAAAAAGAAGGAACUCAA
Messenger RNA from Limanda limanda (common dab), 6743 nucleotides. It is a transcript of the gene map4k3a, whose product is annotated as mitogen-activated protein kinase kinase kinase kinase 3a. The record is from RefSeq and is a predicted model, not a curated record. Gene Ontology annotation, biological process: protein phosphorylation. Lineage: Eukaryota; Metazoa; Chordata; Actinopteri; Pleuronectiformes; Pleuronectidae. The transcript is spliced from 34 exons. Gene Ontology annotation, molecular function: ATP binding; MAP kinase kinase kinase kinase activity. The coding region runs from base 101 to 3073 and encodes 990 amino acids.